Messenger RNA from Filobasidium floriforme, 1346 nucleotides. RefSeq lists its product as uncharacterized. The transcript is spliced from 3 exons. Bases 423 to 1190 code for a protein of 255 amino acids. The record is from RefSeq and is a predicted model, not a curated record. NCBI's taxonomy places the organism in Eukaryota, Fungi, Basidiomycota, Tremellomycetes, Filobasidiales, Filobasidiaceae.
AUAGCUGAGAGAUCGAGAGAGCCUCUUACGUUGCCGCCUGUCUGUUACCCUAUCCAUCGAUACGUACUUCCCAUCGAUCCGAAUACCUUCUUCCGUACCUCCAACCUACGCGUGUGUUUCAGACGGAGCCUCGCCGACUUAGCCCCCUUAAGGCGAUCCUUUGACUUGGAAGGAGCAGAAACACGAUCCACGUCUCAAACUUGGUUUUGAUCUUGGCCAUCCUGAUAUAAGCCAUAUUGAUACGAUGUCGCCCUGCAUAGGAAGAACGUCAUGUUGGGAAAUAGAAUGCCCUCGAGAUCACUAGCUAGAGAGCUCUUUCGACCCAUUCCUACUUUACCUAGCCUCCGAACUGUCCUCAACAAAUAACGAACAAACUUCAUUACGCCCUCGCUCAGGGCCAUAACCACAACCACCCCACUCUCAUGUUCAGCCGGCGCAACCCAACAUCAGCCUACGGCUCCACCCGUCCCAACUACUUCUCCUCCUCAACCUCCGGCCACCCUCGUCUCUCUCCUCCGAAAGGGUGGAAGAUCGCGCUCGUCGUAACCUCCAUCUCCCUGUUACUGAUCAUCGAGGUAGUCGUAGUAGUUCCUAUGCUGGACCCUUCUGUACCGGGGAUGACGCUUUUCACUUAUAAGCCCCAAGGUGGAAAUAAUGGAGGGAAUGGAGGAGAGUUCGCUGUAGGGAGUUGUCAGAUCGGGAACGGAAGUGGAGGAGUACAGAGUUUGCCAUGCAUCGAAAGCCUAGCCAAGACCGACAUCCAAGGCGGCUUCUCCAACGUUCCCGUCAUCCUCAAACUAUCCUCCGUCUGGAUCGGAAUCUUCCUCGGGUGUCUCUUUUUGGCCGUAGACGCUUGGUCCGGCUUACGUCGGUCCGGGUACCACACCCAAAACCAAUCGAUGUCUUCAUACGGACAACAACAAGGAGCGGGGAUGUACGGGCAGAGUAAGAAGGGAGUCUUGGUGGUCCACUUGGUAGUGGCGAUCUUGUUCUUCUUUUUAUGGUUGAUGACAGCCAUCUGGACGGCGAGUACACCGGGGGUCGGCGCUCAACCCCUCGGAGUCGCCUACCUGAUCAUGACCCCUCUAUUCACGCUGACCUGGCUAGUACCAGUCUUCAUGGGCGCAUUUAAAGCCGCUCCCGAAGAUCUGACGGCGCAGCACGGUCAACAACGAAGUGGAUAUUGGUAGACACGUAGCACGCAGCUAGAGAGACGUCUGUCCCUCGUGAUCUGGGACUUGUAUCAUGAGGCCUUCCGCUCGAGGGUUUCGGUCCGCAUGCGAGAUUCUUUUGUGUAUAUUUGAUUUGAUUCUUUGUUGCUUUUUCGAUCAUGGGCGAUUAUCUCU